Molecule: messenger RNA, 1713 nt
Organism: Gavia stellata (red-throated loon)
Lineage: Eukaryota; Metazoa; Chordata; Aves; Gaviiformes; Gaviidae
Product: ubiquitin carboxyl-terminal hydrolase 42-like
Exons: 17
Coding region: 1-1713 (570 amino acids)
Biological process (GO): regulation of apoptotic process; protein deubiquitination
Cellular component (GO): nucleus; cytosol
Molecular function (GO): cysteine-type deubiquitinase activity; cysteine-type endopeptidase activity
Source: RefSeq, a predicted model, not a curated record
AUGGGGAACGACUCCUUCAUUGCCGAGGGAAUGGCUCCGCCACAAAGGAUCCUCUUUCCCCCGGAGAAGAUUUGCAUGGGCUGGCAGCAACGACAGAGAGCUGGAGCGGGACUCCACAACCUGCACAAUACGUGCUUCCUCAACUCCGUCCUGCAGUGCCUGACGUACACACCCCCUCUGGCCAACUACCUGCUCUCUCGUGAGCACAGCUUGUCGUGUCGCCAGCUAGGCUUCUGCAUGAUGUGCAGAAUGGAAGCGCACGUUAACAUGGUCUUGCGUUCCUCCGCCAGUGCCAUCGAGCCUUGGGCUGUCCUCAGUGUCCUCAAGCGAAUAGGAGAACAUUUCCAGCUUGGCAUGCAGGAAGACGCCCACGAGUUCUUACGCUAUACUGUCGAUGCCAUGCAGAGAGCUUGUCUGAGUGGAAGCAGCGACUUGGACAUCUCUUCUCAAUCAACUACCGUUGUCCAUCAAAUAUUUGGGGGUUUUCUGAGAUCCAGAGUCACGUGCUUGAGCUGCAAAGCGGUUUCUGAUGCCUACGAGACCUUUCUGGAUGUUCCUCUGGAUAUAAAAGCAGCCUCAUCGGUCAGCGCAGCUCUCGAGGACUUUGUGAAACCUGAGCAGCUGGAUGGUGAAAACUGCUUUAAAUGUAGCAAGUGUGACAAGAUGGUUGCCGCCUCCAAGAGGUUUACAAUCCAUCGGGCGCCAAAGGUUCUCACGGUGUGUCUGAAAAGGUUUGACCAUUUCACCGGCGGGAAGAUCAGCAAGGUUGUGGAGUAUCCCAUGUACUUGGAUCUUCGGCCAUACACGUCUCAGACAGCUGGAGAACCGCUCCUCUACUCCUUAUAUGCUGUCCUGGUGCACAGCGGUGGCAGCUGUCAUACAGGACACUAUUUCUGCUACACGAAGGCCAGCAAUGGACUGUGGUACGAGAUGGACGAUUCGUCUGUGGUUCCCUGUGACUUCAACACAGUUCUCAGGCAGCAAGCCUAUUUACUGUUCUAUGUCAGACGCUCCGAUCUGAAAAUGGGAGAAAGGACUUCUUCCUCACCGGCACCAUCACAUGCCCGCUCCUUCCUCAGUCAGUGGGCGGCCGGCAGCAAGCAGCUGCUGCUCUGCGCUGACGUCAAAACAGAGGAGUUUGUUGCCCUGUACAAGGCCCAGAGGUACCUGAGGCAUCCAAGCCUGGUGAUGCUCUCGCUGGUGCUCAGGGCCCUCAUCACGCUUGCGAAGACACCUGAGACGGAUGCCAACACUGAUGUCAAGAUGAAGGCCCUGGUAUUCCGCAGGAACACGAUGCGUCACGUGAAGAGGGAGGAGGCCAGCGUCAUCGCUUUGCAGCUGGCGGAAAAGUUCCUGCCCCUCUUUGGUGAUAGCUGUGUCGUGGCGCGGUGCUGCGAAAACAACCCCCAGGAGCUCCAGCAGCUGGAGGGGCUGCUCACCCAGACGAUGAGGGAGCAGUGGUCGGAGCUGCUAGAAGCUGUUGAGGAACGGGUUAAGGUCAAGAAGCUUCUCAGGAACAAGGUCCAGCGCCUCCUGGAGAGACGGCAAUGCCUCCGACAGGCAACAGCUCUGAGACUUCUUCUGUUCCUCGCCCUCCUGCAGAUCCUUGUCCUCAUCGUGGUCUUAAUGAAGAGGGACAUCCUUAACUGGGUCCUGCCACCAAAGCUGGCGGCAGCCUUUGGGAGCCGCCCAGCCAGGUCCCGGUUCUUUUGA